AUGCAGCUGCAGGGACGAGUCAGGACCAAGACGGUGAAAAAGGCCGCCAGGGUCAUCAUCGAGAAAUACUACACCCGGCUGGGCAGCGACUUCCACACUAACAAGAGGGUGUGUGAGGAGAUCGCCAUCAUCCCCAGCAAGAAGCUCCGUAACAAGAUAGCCGGGUAUGUGACACAUCUGAUGAAGAGGAUCCAGAGGGGUCCCGUCAGAGGAAUCUCCAUCAAACUGCAGGAGGAGGAGAGGGAGAGGAGGGAUAACUACGUUCCAGAGGUCAGUGAACGCACCACCACGUGUCUGCAGGGUGAUCUCCUCUGCAGUGAGGCGAUCCUGCUGGUGUUGGAGGUGUCUGCUCUGGACCAGGAGCUGAUCGAAGUUGAUCCCGACACCAAGGAGAUGCUGAAGCUGCUGGACUUCGGCAGUCUGUCCAACCUGCAGGUCACCCAGCCCACCGUCGGCAUGAACUUCAAGCAGCCCCGAGGAGUUUAA
Messenger RNA from Notolabrus celidotus (New Zealand spotty), 486 nucleotides. RefSeq names its product 40S ribosomal protein S17-like. Gene Ontology annotation, molecular function: structural constituent of ribosome. The transcript is spliced from 5 exons. The record is from RefSeq and is a predicted model, not a curated record. Gene Ontology annotation, biological process: translation. NCBI's taxonomy places the organism in Eukaryota, Metazoa, Chordata, Actinopteri, Labriformes, Labridae. Bases 1 to 486 code for a protein of 161 amino acids. Gene Ontology annotation, cellular component: ribosome.